CGUCGAGAUACGAGCUGCUCAUCACAACUAAUGCAGAAUUAAUGGAAAUUACGGGUCUGUCGGAAAUUGCUCUUUUGGAAAUUAAACAAAAGUUGGGUGAAGACUAUUUCCCGCGCCAACAAUGUAUUUUAUUUAAGAAAAAAACAACUGCUAAAGUAUACAAAACUGGCAUCGAAAACUUCGAUAUACUAACCGCUAAAAUACCACUUCAAACUGGUAGUAUAUGGGAAAUUUGCGGCAAAUCAAGUGCUGGCAAAACUCAAUUGUGUCACACAAUGGCCCUUAAUUUCGUAGCGCAAUCACAUGGGACUGUUUUAUACAUCGACACCAAGGGNAAAUUGACGGCUGGAACCAACUCAGAUUUGAGUAAUUUAAAAUUAGUCGUAAUUGAUGCAUUGGCGGCAGUGUUUUUUACACAUCGCACGGAAACUGAGCAUUUAAGAGGAAAAUAUUUGUUGACGACAUUGAACAACUUGGUGUAUAAGUUAUCCAAAGAGCAUCAUAUCGCUUUUAUUUAUGUAAAUUUGAUAGUGAAUAUUGAAGAAGAAACACUAGCAGCCGAAGAUGAAGAAUAUGAAGAACAUAUUGAAGAAGUUACAGCCUCACCAAGCCAUGGUUGUGGCAAAGGUAUGCGUCCAGCUUUAGGUGAAUAUUGGAGCCGAGCACCUCGUUUGCGCUUAUCCAUUGGAAUACCCCCAGAUUCUUCUGCUAUGACAAAUGAACGCACACUAAGGAUAAUCAAAAGCUGCUAUACUGCUGCUGGUGGCAUGUGCAGCUUACGCAUAACAUCUGCUGGUGUUCUCUGAGAUGAUAAUGUAUAAUACGCGAAAGUAUAUCAGCGAAUAACAAUUUGAAAGUAAGUCAUUGUUUUGAAAAAAUGGCGAAACUUUCAAUAAAAAAUAUACAUAGUUAUUAGCAGAUAAUAGGCGACAUAAAUACAUCAUUUUAGCUUGUUCUAGAGUCAGAGCUCAUUUACUUUAAAUCCUACUUCAGUUUGCGAGUUUUAAUACACGUAAAAAUAACAAUAAUUCAAUUCAAAAUGCGUAUGGAAAUAAUUUAUUAAUAUACCAACACAUUUUAGAGCACGUCCUAUCAUCAUUAAAAAUCAAU
Rhagoletis zephyria (snowberry fruit fly) is the source of this 1110-nucleotide messenger RNA. Its product is annotated as DNA repair protein RAD51 homolog 4-like. Gene Ontology annotation, biological process: telomere maintenance; double-strand break repair via homologous recombination; DNA strand invasion. Lineage: Eukaryota; Metazoa; Arthropoda; Insecta; Diptera; Tephritidae. Gene Ontology annotation, molecular function: single-stranded DNA binding; ATP-dependent activity, acting on DNA; four-way junction DNA binding. Gene Ontology annotation, cellular component: Rad51B-Rad51C-Rad51D-XRCC2 complex; replication fork; microtubule organizing center. The record is from RefSeq and is a predicted model, not a curated record.